GGACACCCACAGCUGAGCCACGCCAUGGGGACCCUCCAGGACAAUGAUGCCCUGCUGAGCCUGGGGGCCGUGCUGGACGUCGGCAGCCUGCGGGACAGCCUGCGCCAUGCCCUCAUCUCCCUGCUGCCCAGGGUGGAGCACCUCUACCUGUACCUGCGGGAGGGGGACCCCAGGCUGCUGUGUGACGACCCCCCCCACGAGCUACCCCCCCACGGCAAGAUCAGGGAUGCGGUGCGGAGGCAGAAGCGGUUGGAGUGCGGGGGGCUGCCCCCUGCAGAGCUGCCUGGCAAGCACCUGGCACCCCUGGCAGCGCCCCUGGCACCUGGCACACAAGUUCUCAUCCUGCCGCUGGUGGACAAGGAGAGCAGCACCGUGGUCUGCGUCAUCCUGGUGCACUGCGGGCAGCUGAGUGACUCUGACGAGCAGAACCUGCGUGCCCUGGAGAGACACACCCUGGUGGCUUACCGGCGCCUGCAAGCCCUGCAGAAGCUGCAGCCCCCGCCCCAGGGCAGCCUCUCCCCCAGCCCCUCCCAGACCUCCUUGACCAAGGCUGAGAAGGAGCCGGGGAGCAGCUACAGCGACCUGGACUGCAAGAUCCUGCAGCUCUGUGGGGAGCUCUACGACCUGGAUGCGGCCUCGCUGCAGCUGAAGGUCAUCAACUAUCUGAAGCAGGAGACAGAGUCCCUGAGCUGCUGCCUGCUGCUGGUCUCGGAGGACAACCACCAACUGUUCUGCCAGGUGGUAGGGGACAGAGUGCUGGAGGAGGAGAUCAGCUUCUCGCUGACCUUCGGGCGCCUGGGCAGGGUGGUGGAGGACAAGAAGUCAAUCACCCUGCAGGACAUCAGCCAG
This is a messenger RNA of Dryobates pubescens (Downy woodpecker), 849 nucleotides long. It is a transcript of the gene PDE2A, whose product is annotated as phosphodiesterase 2A. The record is from RefSeq and is a predicted model, not a curated record. The annotation marks the transcript as partial. Lineage: Eukaryota; Metazoa; Chordata; Aves; Piciformes; Picidae. The transcript is spliced from 11 exons.